Messenger RNA from Aedes albopictus (Asian tiger mosquito), 4148 nucleotides. RefSeq names its product zinc finger protein 626. Gene Ontology annotation, biological process: regulation of transcription by RNA polymerase II. The record is from RefSeq and is a predicted model, not a curated record. Gene Ontology annotation, molecular function: RNA polymerase II cis-regulatory region sequence-specific DNA binding; zinc ion binding; DNA-binding transcription factor activity, RNA polymerase II-specific. The transcript has 4 exons. The coding region runs from base 1012 to 2034 and encodes 340 amino acids. Gene Ontology annotation, cellular component: nucleus. NCBI's taxonomy places the organism in Eukaryota, Metazoa, Arthropoda, Insecta, Diptera, Culicidae.
ACAAUAUACCCAUGGAGCGCGACGAGUUUGAAGAAGAAAAAAGUCGUGUGUAUACAGCAGCUGAGGUGAACGGAUACGACAGGCCUUUUGUGAACAAAAUUUUGAAGAAGCACAAACGGAAAAACCACCGCAGGAACAUUACCACCCUUCAACAGAACCCAGAAGAAACCCGAAGAAUUAGCUUGCCGUUUUACCCCAGGAUAACCAAUCAAAUAAAAACAGCCCUUCGCCGACAAAAUCUACACGUUGUGCAUAAGAGUGACAAGACCUUACGUGACCUUUUAUGCAACCUUAAGGACAAGGUACCGCCGGAUGAACAAUCCGGAAUAUACGAGAUACCAUGUAAGGACUGCCCGGCAGUUUACAUUGGCCAAACUCGCCGGAAAGUGAAGGUCCGUUUAAAAGAGCACAAAAAUGCUGUCCAGUCUUCCAAAGCAACCGAAUCCAGCGUGGCAGCGCAUACAGUAGACUCCCAACAUGAAAUUGAUUGGAAUAAUGCCAAACUCGUCAAAAGCGUAAGAAAAACGUUACACUUAAACGCUUGGGAGUCAAUGUUCAUCAGCAACACACGAAGGCCGUUGAUGAAUGAAGACGACCCGCCCAUUGCGUCGUGUCUUUUUAGUCUGGUAGACACGACUCCCCAGUAGCAUCUCUUCUCUUCGGACGUGUACGAACAUCGUACGAAAACUGAAGGCAAUCAGUCGGACAUUGUCCUGUUGAUGGGCGACAUCGCGCCCGAAACCGGUCGACGAAAGGUAAAUUUUAAUAUCUUGACGAUUGUAAGAACUAUAAGUGUUAUGUUUCGUCUCACGUCGCGCGUAUUGUAAAUGUCGUUACUGUUCUUACGUUGGCACAAAUCACGAAAAUUUGAUAGUUGUCUCGCAAUAUCUUCCAAUUCAGAUUAUCAAGUACGAUGAUUCGGACUAUCCAUUCAUUUGCAGCUGCUGCACAUCAAAGAUCAAAAAGUGGCAUCGGUUCUGCACGUCUUGCAUCGAUAACGAUAAAAUCUACAUGCAGCGAUUUUUGGAACAGCUAACGUCUAAUGGACGGAUGUUCCUCCAGGAGGAAGUGAUGCUACCGAAAGAGGAAAUGUUGGAUACUUUUUGCGAAGAAAUAACAACAGAUCUGUAUGUGGAAAUCGAACCAGCAGAUGAAAACGAAUCGAUUGGAGAUCCUAAUGAUGAAAUUUGUGAUCAUCAAAAUUACUACCCUCUCAAAGCUGAAAUGCCCAACCAACAGGAGCCGAAAAUCGAGGACAACGAAGUGAAACUUAAAGAAACCGAAGAGGUGGAAUCAGCUCCGAAGAAGCCUCCUAAAUGUCCAAAAAAGACGCCACAAAGUCCAAAAGAGACACCCAAAAGUCCAAAAAAGACGCCCAAAAGUCCAAAGAAGAAGAAGCGAAAGAGACCCGACGAUGGUCUGAAUUUGUUCCUGAGAAAGCCUUGCACGAGGGUGACACCCAAGGGUGAAAAACCGGAACGUCGGGUAGCUGAGAUGUGCCCCAUGUGUGGAAAGUUUGUCAAGGAUCUGAAGGGACACAUGCGAGUACAUAUCGACGAUCGAAGGUACCAAUGUCCGCACUGCCCGAAGACGUUCGUUGCCAGAAAUAACUUCCAGAACCACGUGAACAUCCACACCCGAGCCAAGAUGUACAAAUGCGACCACUGUCCCAAGGAGUUUACCCUUAGGAAUGUUUUGGUAACUCAUCUGGCAACCCAUACCAAGGAGCUAAAAUAUGUCUGUCCGGUGUGCGACAAAGCCUUCUACCAGCGGACGACAUUUGCAAGGCAUAAGCGCGCGCACUUCGCGAAACGGACGGUCAAGUGCACCGAGUGUGAUCGCAUGUUUCUCUCCAACGGUGAAAUGAAACAUCACUUUAGGAAGCAUCUACCGGUACGGCCAUAUCCGUGUACAGUAUGCCCACAAGCCUUCUACAGGAGUAGUAAUCUGAAGGUCCAUAUGAAGAUACAUGAAAGGAAGAAGACGGAUUCGAUUGCCAUCGAAGUAAUGCCUCAGGAUGCUUAUGGAGAAUAGAAGGAAUAGAAAUGUUCAUGGUCAAAGGAUUGAAGGAACUCAUUUGCGUUGUACUGUAGACUACAGCCGUUUGCAUAGUUGCUAACGUUUUAUCGAAAAAUAAAUUGAAUUGACAGAAACUAAACUUCCUAUUGUAUGGUCUAUGAAAGGAAAACAGCAAACAUUCGUAUAGCCAAAGCGGUAAGUGCGCGGGUAUUCAGUAUGACCAUGCUGAGGGUGACACUGGGUCAUUACCAAGAUUUGGGAGGAGGAAAUAUUACCGGAGGAAUAGAUGGAAGGUUUCGCGUGUCCCAAGUUGGCGACAAGAUGGAUUGCGGGAACUAUCUCGCGAUCACACUGUUAAGCGCUGUCUAACUUUCUUAAAUUUAACGCACUACAACGGACCAGAUAUUCGCCAUCCGCCAAGUGUUACAAAAAUGCCGCGAAUACAACGUGCCCACACAUCACUUGUUCAUCGAUUUGCAAUCGGCGUAUGAUACAGUCGAUCGAAACCAGCUAUGGUAGAUUAUGCACGAAUACGGAUUCCCGGAUAAACUACUACGAUUCGUUAAGGCGACGAUAGAUCGAGUUAUUUGCGUUGUGCGAGGAUCAGGGACACUCUCGAGUCCCUUCGAAUCUCGCAGAGGGUUACGGCAAGGUCUUUCGUGCUUGCUGUUUAACAUUGCUUUUAGAGGGUGUAAUAAAAAGAGGGGGGAUAAACACGAGUGGAACCAUUUUCACAAAGUCCGUUCAGCUGCUCGGUUUCGCUGAUGAUAUUAUAGCUCGCAAAUUUGAGACGAUGGCGCAAACGUACAUCCGACUAAAUAAUGAAGCCAGGCGAAUCGGAUUAGUCAUUAAUGUAUCGAAGACAAAGUACAUGAUGACAAAGGACUCUAGGAAGGAAUUACCGCGCAACAACGACACUAGCAGAGAAAUUCAAGGACGCAUUGUGGCAGGAAAUCGAGUUUACUUUGGACUCCGCAGAAGUCUACGAUCGAACAAAGUUCGCCGUCAAACGAAGUUAACUGUCUACAAAAUAUGUAAAGUAUAUGUAAAGUCUAGCUUUUGGAAUAAAGUAAAACUUCCAUUCGGCUGGUUAAGCCGCAAAAAUCGAUAAUUAAUUAAUUUAAUUAUGUCUACAAAAUGCUGAUUAGACCGUAGUCCUCUAUGGACACGAAACAUGAACUUUACGUGCAGAGGACCAACACACCUUGGAGUUUUUGAAUUGGAAAAGAUUAUGUUAAAUUCGGCAUUAUCUAGAUAUAGACAGGAGGAAUUCUUUUCUUGUUCUACGAAAGCAAACAUUUGCUGAUAUUUGGUUAGUGGACGCGGUCCAAAUAUUAUUCAUCUUUCGUGUAUUCUAAUUAGCUCACAUAUUUUCAAAUAUAGUAAUCUAUUAAGCAACGGUUUUUGUUUGGUUUUCUCCUGUCGCCUUCGCGAUAAAUUCCACACAGAUCGUCGGUCAGUUUUCCUCUUACUCAGUACACUUGGCUUCGUGAAUAGUUAGUUUCAGUUGGUUAACAUCGAAUUCAACAUCAAUAGCGACACCUAGUAGGACGUUCUGUAGAAAAGUGGUCUACAAUUCGUUAUAUCUUGUUCCUAAUACUAUCUAGAAGUUACUGCUUUCGUGUGCUCAGCCGGCAUUACACACAUCCUUCUAUCUAAAUCCCUGCCUUGAAAGUCCUCCACAGCUCUAACUGGAACUUAAUAUGGCUUUGCCAACAGAAACCCUGCACCCACUUCAUUUCCAUCUUCCAGGGGUAACACUUACAUGACUCAGAACGGGUGUUAGAAAACAAAAAAGUAUCAAUCGCUUAUAAAAACAUUCAAACGGCCACAAAGUAAUAUCUUGCGUAGUUGCAAAUGUCUCGAUCAAGGUUCGCGUGCGGGAUGAAUACUAGUCAUAUAAAAGUGAUCAAACGGCAACCUAACAUAAGCUGCACAACGCUUUGUGAAAAUUCAACAAUCGAUCGAUUCAAAAUUAACGUGCAAAUAACUAUUAAUCUGUCUCUUCCUUAACAAUAGAAACUGGUACUCAGCUACCAGAGAUUUGCUUACUUGUUAUCUGCUUACUCACAUAUAAAUAGGAGAUGUGUAUCAUCAAUUCUUAUGCAUUGAAAUCGUAACGGAACGCG